GAUUCUCUCUCCCUGUGUGUGUAUAUGUAUAUUUAUAUAUACACGCAUACAUAUGUGUGUGUGUGUGUAUCUAAGUCUAAUUCUAAUUGUAGAGAUAGAUAUGCCAUAGCUAGCUGGUUUUAAAGUCUUGUCUUUGCCUGAACAUGAAGUCUGAACCCUCCCAUCUCUUCUGCAGCCGGGACGCUUCCAUGGAGAGCGGCUUCUCUUCCCCUAGGACCGACGCCUUCCCGGCCGGUCUCCGUGUUCUCGUCGUCGACGACGAUUUGGCCUGGCUCCGAAUCCUCGAGAAGAUGCUCAAGAAGUGUUCUUACGAAGUGACUACAUGUUGUCUGGCAAGAGAGGCCUUGGACUUGCUUCGUGAAAGAAAGGAUGGGUUUGACAUUGUAAUCAGCGAUGUUAACAUGCCUGACAUGGAUGGAUUUAAGCUUCUUGAGCAUGUUGGACUUGAGAUGGAUCUCCCUGUCAUUAUGAUGUCUGUUGAUGGUGAAACAAGCAGGGUGAUGAGAGGAGUUCAGCAUGGGGCCUGUGAUUAUCUUCUUAAGCCCAUAAGAAUGAAAGAGCUUCGUAAUAUAUGGCAGCAUGUCUUUAGGAAAAGGAUACAUGAAGUGAGAGAUAUUGAAAGUCAUGAAAGUUUUGAAGAAUUACAUAUGAUGAUGAGACAUGGAUCAGACCAAUCUGAUGAUGGGCACUUCCUUAUUGGAUGUGAAGUGACUUCAGGAAAGAAACGAAAAGAUGUUGAAAACAAACACGACAACAAAGACUUUGGUGAUCCAUCUUCGGUGAAGAAAGCUAGAGUAGUUUGGACUGUAGAUCUCCAUCAGAAAUUUGUCAAAGCUGUAAAUCAGAUUGGAUUUGAUAAAGUUGGUCCUAAAAAAAUUCUGGACUUGAUGAGUGUGCCAUGGUUGACAAGAGAAAAUGUAGCUAGCCACUUGCAGAAGUAUCGCCUCUACUUGAGUAGGUUACAAAAGGAAAAUGAGCUAAAAGCUUCUUUGUGUGGGAUAAAGCAAACAGAGCCAUCUUCAAAAGACCCUGAUGGAAGUCUUGGCCUUCAGAAUUCAAUCACUAUGCAACAGAAUGAUGCUGCUUCUGGAAUCUAUGGAAUAUCUGGAACUAAGACCAUUGUACAAAAUGUUGAUUCCAAAAUCCUUGAAGGUGAUCUCAAAGGUAUUGUUUCAUUACCAAUGAUAGAAACCAAGAAAGCUCUGCAUAAUGAUAUACCUGAUCCUUCAAGGGCCAGCAGUUCAAGGACAAGCUUCAGUCAUUCUAGUGGAUCACUGGAACCAGAUGUAAAGUAUGCAAAAUUUGAUUCUGGUGUCCCAAAGCAGUACUCUUUAAAUGAACUUCCAGAAAUUCAGUUCAAGCACAAACAAAAGGCACACCUUGAGUUAGAGAAUGGCUUCAACCAUCUUCCACUGCCUGGUAUCCAGCAUCACAUGCAAGUUGAUUGCAUUCAGCCCACUUCAUCUGUGAGUUCCAGACCUUUUAACACUGACAUAGCCAAACCAGCAUGCAUGGAAAUCAAGCCUUUCGAUGCCAGUUGCAGAGACCAACAAAUAAGGCAAGUAACUUCCUUAAGAAGCACUAUUCCGGUUCAGUCAGAGGGCCUCAUGACAAGUUUACAUAAUUGUGAGCCGAUUCUUGGAACUACAUUGAGCAUUAAGAAUCAUGCCUUAGAUCAGAUUUUCGUAAAUGGUCUUGAAUCUGCCCAAAGAAACCUAAUUUCUGGAACUUCAAGUUUUCCAUCUUCAGAUGAAAACCUCAUCACUUGUUUGCUUCAAGGUGAUUGUUACACGACAAAUGUGGGACCCCUGAGCAAAGAGUCUUUUAAUCAAAACCAUCCAGACCUCUUUGCUGAAACUCCAGCAAACCUGUAUGAGGCGCUGAGGUUCGACCAUGAGUAUCCUUGGGAAUCAGUAGAAUAUCCGGUGAUGGAUCAAGGUCUAUUUAUUGUCUGAGUAAUCCAUGGGAGCGUUACUUGCUAGAUAUCUCCAAAAAGGCAAGUGACUAUUUUCUUCCAUUGAAUUGAUAUGUAAGCCAAGUAUUUCAACUUGAUGGACUGGGAUGUAUUCCCUAUCAAUUUGGUCAUGUUGAAAAGUUUAUAAUGGGAGUGGUGGCAAAUAUUAAGCAAUAAGCAAGUUUCCAGGAAGUACUUGGAAUAGAUGAGACAUGCCUAUGGUGCUCUGUAGAUAUGUACGUUUGCGUGUUUGUUUGCUCAUAUAACCCCUCACAAAUUUUGUGGAAAAGUUGAUAGUUGUCAAAGUAAUUGAGCACUAGAUCUAGAUGCAUCUUAAGACAGCUGGUCAAUAACUUGAGUCAUGGUACUUUCGACCCUUCUAAUUUCAGUUGGCAAAACUAGGGUUAGCAAGUAAUGUGUUGUAUAGAGGAGAAAAUACUGAAGUAUUUAACCAUAAUACACACGCAUACAAACGGGUUCAAAACCACAUACAAAGAUCAGCUAUCAGGUAAAAUAUAUCGACAAAACACAGAGAAGUAUCCAAUUCAGAAAUGCU
Messenger RNA from Diospyros lotus (date-plum), 2510 nucleotides. RefSeq names its product two-component response regulator ORR26. Gene Ontology annotation, molecular function: DNA-binding transcription factor activity; DNA binding. NCBI's taxonomy places the organism in Eukaryota, Viridiplantae, Streptophyta, Magnoliopsida, Ericales, Ebenaceae. The coding region runs from base 144 to 1955 and encodes 603 amino acids. The transcript has 5 exons. The record is from RefSeq and is a predicted model, not a curated record. Gene Ontology annotation, biological process: phosphorelay signal transduction system; cytokinin-activated signaling pathway.